CUGCCUGAGCGGGUGCGCAGGCGGCUUCCGGUGUGGGUGACGAGUGGUGGCCGAAGCAGGGGGACAUCAAGGGACGCUUAGGCAGUGACCAUGGCGGACGGCGGCUCGGAGCGAGCUGAUGGGCGCAUCGUCAAGAUGGAGGUGGACUACAGCGCCACGGUGGACCAGCGCCUGCCGGAGUGCGAGAAGCUGGCCAAGGAAGGAAGACUUCAAGAAGUCAUUGAAACUCUUCUCUCUUUGGAAAAACAGACCCGUACUGCUUCUGAUAUGGUGUCUACAUCUCGUAUUUUAGUUGCAGUAGUGAAGAUGUGCUACGAGGCUAAAGAAUGGGAUCUACUUAAUGAAAAUAUUAUGCUGUUGUCAAAAAGACGGAGUCAGUUAAAGCAAGCUGUUGCAAAAAUGGUUCAACAAUGCUGUACUUACGUUGAGGAAAUCACAGACCUUCCCAUCAAACUUCGAUUAAUUGAUACUCUACGAAUGGUUACAGAAGGAAAGAUUUAUGUUGAAAUUGAGCGUGCUCGACUGACCAAGACAUUAGCAACUAUCAAAGAGCAAAAUGGUGACGUCAAAGAGGCAGCCUCCAUUUUACAAGAGUUGCAGGUGGAAACCUACGGGUCAAUGGAAAAGAAAGAGCGAGUGGAGUUUAUUUUGGAGCAGAUGAGGCUCUGCCUGGCUGUGAAGGAUUAUAUUCGUACACAAAUCAUCAGCAAGAAAAUCAACACCAAAUUUUUCCAAGAAGAAAAUACAGAGAAAUUAAAGUUGAAAUACUAUAACUUAAUGAUUCAGCUGGAUCAACAUGAGGGCUCCUAUUUGUCUAUUUGUAAGCACUACAGAGCAAUAUAUGAUACUCCGUGUAUACAGGCAGAAAGUGAAAAGUGGCAACAGGCUCUGAAAAGUGUUGUCCUGUAUGUUAUCUUGGCUCCUUUUGAUAAUGAACAGUCAGAUUUGGUUCACCGAAUAAGUGGUGACAAGAAGUUAGAAGAAAUUCCUAAAUAUAAGGAUCUUUUAAAGCUUUUUACCACAAUGGAGCUGAUGCGUUGGUCCACACUCGUUGAAGACUAUGGAAUGGAAUUAAGAAAAGGUUCUCUUGAGAGUCCUGCAACUGAUGUUUUUGGUUAUACAGAAGAAGGUGAAAAAAGGUGGAAAGACUUGAAGAACAGAGUUGUUGAACAUAAUAUUAGAAUAAUGGCCAAGUAUUAUACAAGGAUAACAAUGAAGAGAAUGGCACAACUUCUGGAUCUAUCUGUUGAUGAGUCAGAGGCUUUUCUCUCAAAUUUAGUAGUUAACAAGACCAUCUUUGCUAAAGUAGACAGGUUGGCAGGAAUUAUCAACUUCCAGAGACCCAAGGAUCCAAAUAAUUUAUUAAAUGACUGGUCUCAGAAACUGAACUCAUUGAUGUCUCUAGUUAACAAGACUACACACCUCAUAGCCAAAGAGGAGAUGAUACAUAAUCUACAAUAAAGGUCUUGAUGCCCUUAAUGCUUAUAGAAAAGAGUUAAAAUUGGAAGUCAUUAAAAAAAAAAAAAAAAAAAAAAGACUGUUACGGUGUAUAUGUUGGGGUUGUUUUUUCCCCUAUUCUCAGCUCCUUUGUCUAAAAUUUAAAAGAUAGUGAAUAUGUUCGAGGCAUCUAUCAACCUUUCAACUCCCUGAUUUCAUUGUUAACUUUGCAUUUACAAUUGGUACAAAAACAAUACAUUUCUAUUGUCUGAGUACUCAAAAAAUUAUGUCAUAACUUACCCAGAUGUUUUUCUGUUAUUUGAAACCUUUUUAGCUAUUAUUUGUUUUCAUUCAGCUAACAACCAUAAUUAUAAUAAAAGCAGUAUAUGACGUUUAUUUUCUUUGGUUACCUGUGUUUCUGAACAUUUUACGGGGAUUUUUAAAUAAAUUCUGUUGUAAAUCUAUGAAAUAUUUGUAGAAUUUAAAAAGCAACAUAGAACAUAUACAUUUGGGAUAGAGUUGUGAUUUGUGAAGAAUUUGUAUUUUAGUACAAAUUUUAUGGCAUGAAGUCUUCUAGGCUGAGUACAGUGUAUGGAGCUACUUGGUAGGCUAUCGACUUUGUUUUUUUUUUUUUGGAGUCAAAUUGGUUUCAAUCACAGUAGCUUAUUUUUACUUGUUUUCCUUGACGUGACCAGUUGUUGAACAAAAUCAUGUGACAUCAUGUUGACACAAUUUAACACACAGUCGUUUUAACGAGACUUUGUGGCUUUAACUUACAGGUCUGAUUAUGUUGUUAAUGCUCCAAAUUCAUUAUCUCUUUAUAGGAACUUUAGUUUCUUUAUUUGAACACUGGAUAACAACCUAAAAUGCUUUAAAAAUGACCCCCCAGAAAAUUUCAUGCCACCCUCUUAGCGAAUGGUAUAGUAUUAACAUUUUUUACAGAAUUAAACAGAAGUUUCACUGUCAAAGGAAACAUCUGAGAUCAAUUAAUAGGAGCAAAUUUUGGAAAUUUUUUAAAAAUUUGAUUUAUUUCAGAGAAAAUAGAAAAAUGAAACAGUGUUAGAAGGUUAUUUAAAAUGUUUAGAUGAAAGUAUAAGGUCUACUUUUUUAAAAACAAAUUCAGAAGGGGAAAAACAUUUUGGAAACAUUUUUCAUUAUUCAUUUUCCAUGUAAUGGUCACUAAAUUGUCCUAUUUCAUGAUCCCAUGGCUGGGGACAAUUGUAGGACCUCUACUAUUUAUGUUGAGUCAUUGUGAAUAAUAUAGUAUUAAUCUAAUUUUAUUCUUUAGAAAUUUAAUGUAUUAUUAGUCACAAUAAUAGCAACAUCUGCAAUCACUUAUCUUUAAAAACUAACCAAAAAUAUGGCAAUUUCAGAAACAAAAAGUUCACACUAGCAAUACUAAUAUGGUUUUAAUUUUCUUUUGAAUGAAAAAGAUAGAAAAUAAAAUUAUAUUGCAUUGUUAGUUUGUAAAUCAGAUUGGAGCUAAUUUGAAUCUAGCUUCUCACUAACUUCAUCUUUCUAGGGAUUCAUUCCCUUUGUAUUUGCCAAACCUAGAAUAUUUGGCCAUACAUGUCACUGUGAAGACUUCAAGUGCUCCUCUUUGGUCUUUAUUUAAGAUGCUCACCCUCAACUAGCUCUCUAUUCUGAUUUGGUGCCGCUUACAACCGUGUCCCAGUGUCCCACACAAAUUCAAAUUGAAGUUAUUACCAAUUUCUUGGUGUUACAAAGAAGAAUCCAUCAGCCUAGGGCGGUAAAAUAUUUGAGAUUUUUUUAACCUAAAGUCCUUGCCUUACAUUUCAGACCUAAAGCCGGCAUUUGUGAAAAGGAUAGAAUCACCUUAUUUUAAAUAUGAAGAAAGUAAUAGUUGAUUCAUCAUUUUCGUCAGGUUACUAACCAGAAGGAGAGGUGAUAAGCCUCUUGUUUUUUGGUUUUUUAAAAUGAAACAUUUUUUACCAUUUUUAUUUCAUAUAAUUUAUGUUUUUAGAGUUGAAUAGCUAUCUGUAAUAAUUUUCAGUUUCCAUAUGCUUAUUGAAUCAUUGAAAAACUAAUUUUUAAAAUUCAUACUGCUUCAUUCUCACAAGUGUUAAAUGUAUGAUAAAAGUACCUAUUUUAAAUUGUUUUCCGCUCCUGGAUAUAGCUGCAAUAAAAUCACUAAUUUGUGGGUGUUUAAGAAAACCUGGAGAAUAAACUCGUACUUUAAAAGAUUA
Messenger RNA from Pteropus alecto (black flying fox), 3644 nucleotides. RefSeq names its product proteasome 26S subunit, non-ATPase 12 (gene PSMD12). The record is from RefSeq and is a predicted model, not a curated record. The transcript has 11 exons. Lineage: Eukaryota; Metazoa; Chordata; Mammalia; Chiroptera; Pteropodidae. Gene Ontology annotation, cellular component: nuclear proteasome complex; proteasome regulatory particle, lid subcomplex; cytoplasm. Bases 91 to 1461 code for a protein of 456 amino acids.